This is a messenger RNA of Rhizoctonia solani, 846 nucleotides long. Its product is annotated as Retrotransposable element Tf2 protein. Lineage: Eukaryota; Fungi; Basidiomycota; Agaricomycetes; Cantharellales; Ceratobasidiaceae. The record is from RefSeq and is a predicted model, not a curated record. Gene Ontology annotation, molecular function: nucleic acid binding. Gene Ontology annotation, biological process: DNA integration. Bases 1 to 846 code for a protein of 281 amino acids. The transcript has a single exon.
AUGGGAAAAUUUCUAAGGGCACUGUACCAACGCCUUGGGAUCAAACCCUCCUUCUCAUUGGCAUACCACCCUGAAUCAGACGGACAAACAGAAAGGGUGAACCAAUUCAUUGAGUUCUACCUCAGGUCUUACGUUGCCGCGGAUCACUCAGACUGGGCUACAUGGCUACCAUUAGCAGAAUAUGCUUACAAUAACGCCAGACAUGCCGCCACAGGAAAGACUCCUUUUGAAUUGGUCUAUGGAAGGAACCCGGUAAUGAAUCCAUCCAAUGUCCCAGCAAAUGUCCUGGAAGCAGACCAAGUAGCUGAUACCCUGGCACAAGAAUGGCAAGAAGCGGAGUCAGCACUAAGGAUGACAAAGGAACGCAUGGCAGGAGCAAAAGGGAUAAUACCAGAAUACUCUGUAGGCAAGAAGGUUUGGUUGGAUGGGAAGAACGUAGAGCUCAGAACAAACUCUAACAAGUUGGACCCCAAACAACUAGGACCGUUCAAAAUCACAGAAAAAAUCUCCAGCCACACGUACCGCCUUGACCUACUGGAAUCUCUGAGAAUCCACAAUGUGUUCUACGUAGGGUUAUUAUCCAAGGCACAUGAAUCCCCAAGACAGCCAUUCCCAGAAUGCCCCCCACCUGAAACAAUAGAAGGGGAGGAAGAAUACAAGGUUGAACAGAUCAUCAACUCCAAACAACAACAGGGAAAAUGGUUCUACUUGGUAAAAUGGAAGGGAUACGGCCUGGAAGACAACUCCUGGGAACCCAAGGAACUGUUGGAAAAUAGCCAAGAAGAGAUCAAGCAAUUUAACCAAGCAAGACUCAGAAAGGCUUGUGACGCCGCCAAGAGCCUUUAA